CAGGGGUCUUUUUACCGAGACUUUUUCCAAACGAACGGUUUUUCCGUUUAAUGAUUUGAAUUUCCUUUAGUACCUAAAUAAUAGUACAUACUACAAACAAAUGUUAUCUGUCUAUGGAAAUCUUAAUUUAGUCGUUAGUUGUAUGUAUAUAUUAGUAGAAGUCAAACUGUCAAACGAUUGGGAAAAAAGAUUCAGUGCUUCAUCUGUUCAAUUGCAUCUUCGUUCGUCAAAAUUGUUUAUAAAUAAACUUAAUAUGCGGAUGCGGUACGUAUUCCGCAAGUGUUUUUCAAUUUAUAUGAAUUCCCAUCAUUAAAACAUUCCCGACUUCCAAGUCCCUGACUGAUAUUUUCCCGAAUGGUACAUAAUAUUUUGUAUUUAAUUUCUGGUAACACUGAAAGCAUAUUAUCAAUGCUAUCAGUUGACACUCCGACAGCGUUUAGUAUUUUUUUAUUUUUUAUUUUUUUUUAUAGCUGUAAAAGUGCUAAGUAGUAAGUUGUGAAAAUGUGAAAUACCGAAAUAACGACGUGCACGAAUCAUAUCUUUUUACAUAUAGCAAAUAUUGCUGUAUUUCACACUCACUCUUGUCUCUCAGACUUUUUAUUUAGGUUUUACUACUUAUAAGUUAAAUUAUUCAAUUUUCUAAAUGUGAACAUUUAAAUGCAGUGUAAAGUAUGUAUCUCUCCAUGAACAUUUAUAGUUGACACAAUAUUGUACUUUUAUUUAUACAUAAAAAAAAUCCGAGAGUUAAAAUCGUAAUAGUUAAAAUUUCUAAAAUGAACAGUUUACGAAAGCUAAUACCACUAUGUUCAAAACAAGCAUUUCCAGGGAAAAGGUUCUAUUCAAAUUCAAAAGAUUUGACGAAAGAAGAGAACAAGAUUUUGUACGAAAAACUCUUAAAUAAAAACUAUAAUAGUGAAAAACAUACAGAAGCGAGUUCUUUUGCCAAAUUUUUAACACCUCAUUAUAAAUUUGGACCUCCACGUAUCAUGAAUUAUGACUGGUCUAUAAAAAGCAUGCAUUCUUGGUAUAAGCGCAAAAGAAUUGAAUUUCACAAAUACAAUCAACGUUAUGUAACUGAACGGGUAAAAUCACUUGGAAGCGAUAUAGCUGCAGCUCAUUUUGUUGUUUAUCGAGGCGGUGCAAUUAGAUUUCGAGGGCAAGAUGACUUUCUCAAAUGGACUAAUAAAAAAGAAGAGUACCAUAUCAAUUUACCAUUAAAUUACGACCCAAAAUAUUUUGUUGAAGCCAUUGAUGCAUCAGACCUAAUGUUUUAUUAUGAAGGAUUAGAAAAUUUUAAAAAUCUAUUUAAAUUAAAAUGGCUUAAGUUAAGAAAUAAUCCAGUUUUGGACAAUUGGUGCCUAGAUUACAUAGGGCAUGCAAUACCUAAUUUGGAAUAUUUGGAUAUUUCCAAUUGUCCCCAAGUAACAGCUGCUGGUAUAGCUGGUCUUCAAAAGCUAACUCAACUUAAAACAUUAGUGAUAAAUAGUAAUAAUAUAGAAAUCCAAAUGGCAUGCUUUGCAUUGGAAGAUACAAUUCCUGGAUUGUUUGUUGUUAUUGAGGAGAAUAAAGAUGUUAAAUUACAAACAAAAACAGAACAACUAAAUGUUAAUGAAGUGUAGAAAAAAUAAUUGUAUUUUAAUAAUAGAAAUGGUUAUUUUUAUUGUUAAUAAUAACACUAGCUGUAGCUUGAUUUAAUAAAAAGUACAUAUUGUAUAUCU
This is a messenger RNA of Myzus persicae (green peach aphid), 1718 nucleotides long. RefSeq names its product ATP synthase subunit s-like protein. The coding region runs from base 774 to 1619 and encodes 281 amino acids. The record is from RefSeq and is a predicted model, not a curated record. The transcript has a single exon. NCBI's taxonomy places the organism in Eukaryota, Metazoa, Arthropoda, Insecta, Hemiptera, Aphididae.